AUAGCAUUGAGAGUCAGUGGUCUGGUUCCGUUCCGUGGCUGUCUUCUUUGUUUUCAUCGUUUUCUUGUAAAGCUCUUCUCAAAGCGGCAGCCAUGGCGGUUCUUCAUCCUUCCUCCUCUAGAUCUUAUCAUAUCCUCUCUAAUGCCUACCACACUAGCUUCCAUCACCAUCAUCAUCAUAACCAUCACCAUCAUCAUCACCCUUCGCUUGUGAUCUUCUGGUGCCUCGUGAUUUCUCUGUUAUCUCCUCUCGCUGUUUCCUCUUCAUCCUCCUCGUCUUCUUCCUCCGCGUCGUCCUCGUCGUCGUCUUCUCAAAUCUCCCUCGGAAUCGGUGAAACGGAAGGGACGAAGCAAGAUCUGCAUCUGUCGAUCCUCAGGGACGAAUCUGUGGCAAGGUUACACGAGCUUGGACAGGUGAGUGAUGCAGCUACCCAUUUAGAGAGGACUUUCAUGAGUCCAGCAUCCAUAAGGGGAAUAAAACUUCUUCGUGAAUGGAUGGAAGAUGCCGGUUUAUCAACAUGGGUUGAUAACAUGGGGAAUGUACAUGGUCGAGUGGAACCAAAGAAUGGAAGCACGCCGGCACUUCUUAUUGGUUCUCAUAUGGACACUGUUAUUGAUGCUGGUAAAUACGAUGGCUCAUUAGGCAUAAUCUCUGCUAUCUCUGCAUUGAAGGUUCUGAAAGUAAAUGGGAAGUUGGGGGAACUAAAGCGACCUGUUGAGGUGAUUGCGUUUAGUGAUGAGGAAGGUGUGAGAUUUCAAUGUACUUUCCUAGGUAGUGCUGCUCUUGCUGGUAUCAUGCCAGUUUCUCGGUUGGAGAUUACUGAUAAAAGUGGUAUAACUGUGCAAGAUGCUUUAAAAGAAAACUCCAUAGACAUAACAGAGGAAAAUCUUAUGCAGCUCAAGUAUGAUCCUGCUUCUGUUUGGGGCUAUGUAGAGGUAAUAGAGCCCUUUCAGUUAUACAUACAAACUAGUAUGUUGAUUACUGAUUGGUGUAUUCUCAUGCAGGUUCACAUUGAGCAAGGGCCUGUGCUUGAAUAUGUUGGUUAUCCACUAGGAGUAGUAAAAGGUAUUGCAGGACAGACUAGACUCAAGGUUACUGUAAAAGGCUCUCAAGGACAUGCUGGAACGGUUCCAAUGUCACUGCGUCAAGAUCCUAUGACUGGUGCUGCCGAACUCAUUGUACUAAUGGAGAGUGUUUGCAAAAACCCUAAAGAGUACUUAAUUUGUGAAGGCCAAUGCAACGAGGAGACAGUAGAGUCCCUUGCUAAUUCACUUGUUUGUACAGUUGGAGAAAUCUCUACAUGGCCAAGUGCUAGCAAUGUCAUCCCAGGACAGGUAACUUUCACUGUGGAUUUACGUACAAUAGAUGACGUAGGACGCAAUGCUAUCCUCCAUGACUUAUCAACUAGGAUGUACCAAAUAUGUGACAAAAGAUCGCUUUUGUGCUCCAUUGAACGAAAGCACGACGCAGACGCAGUAAUAUCAGACCCUCAUUUGAGUUUACAGCUGAAAUCAGCAGCUCAGAGUGCUCUUAAGAAGAUUACAGGAGAGGUCCAAGACGAGGUCCCUGUGCUAAUGAGUGGAGCAGGACAUGAUGCUAUGGCUUUGUCUUACUUAACUAAGGUUGGGAUGUUAUUCGUUCGGUGUCGUGGAGGAAUAAGUCAUUCUCCGGCAGAACAUGUCCUGGAUGAUGAUGUUGGUGCAGCCGGUUUAGCCAUCUUGGAGUUUCUAGAGUCUCAAAUGUAAUUUAUUUUUUCAUAAGAAUGAAAAAAAAUAUAUGAGACACAAAGUGGAGUCUUGUGUCAUAGAGACUCCGUGAAUGUACAGUGUCAUUUGUUGUGUUAUUUGUCUUUCUUUGGGACUAAAUGCAUUUGUAUAGAACUAUAUCCGAUUUAGUUUAAAUGUAUGAACAUUGUUAGCUUAUA
Brassica napus (rape) is the source of this 1924-nucleotide messenger RNA. Its product is annotated as allantoate deiminase. Gene Ontology annotation, molecular function: hydrolase activity, acting on carbon-nitrogen (but not peptide) bonds, in linear amidines. NCBI's taxonomy places the organism in Eukaryota, Viridiplantae, Streptophyta, Magnoliopsida, Brassicales, Brassicaceae. The transcript is spliced from 11 exons. Bases 93 to 1745 code for a protein of 550 amino acids. The record is from RefSeq and is a predicted model, not a curated record.